AUGCGUAUUAAGUUUAAAGAAAUUGAUCUUGAUAAUAAGCGUGAGCAGUUGCAAGAUAUUAUUGAUGAUUGGAAAGCGGAUAUGGUGCAAAAAAUCGAAUCAAUUCACGAUAAACACUCGGAAAAAAUUGACGAGAUGUUUGAUAAAUUAGAACAGCAAAAACUAACGAAUAAGUUGUUUGCACGCGGGUUAAGGCAUUCAUCUGCUUUCACCGUAGUAUCUAUUGCUAAUUGCGAGUCUUAUGUUGUGAAGAUAGAAGAGGAUAUUGAACAACUCGAUAAACUUAUUAAAAAUAUAAACGCGGAAAUAUUAACGAAAACAUUGAGAACCCAAACCCAACUGAAUGAAGUGAUCGAUGUUGACGAUAUUCCGAUUCAUCAAAUCUGUCUUGAGGAAUCAAGUCGGGAUUCAAGUCAUUACACGUAUUACAGGUAA
This is a messenger RNA of Didymodactylos carnosus, 435 nucleotides long. Lineage: Eukaryota; Metazoa; Rotifera; Eurotatoria; Philodinida; Philodinidae. The record is from the annotation of a GenBank genome assembly.